UCGAUCCCGAACACAUGUAAUCAGCACCAUAAUAUACAAUGUCGCCGUAAGGAGCGCCCUGAUCUGCACCGGCAAUAAAAGAGGCUUUUCGUCUCUCAUCCCGAGCUCAUCCCCCGCUCAGCUCACCUGAAGCCGUCACGAUCGAGUGAGCACUAGAGUCGCCGCAGCGCUAUCGAAACGAGAAGAGGCAUUCAAAAUGGCGCUACAAGCUGCAUAAUAAAUAUCAAAUAGUCGAAGAGGCCCUAAUCUCUUGAUUCACCGACUCAUGUUAUGGCGAUGCUAUAAAAAGACUCGUGAUCGAUCUGGAGUCAACGGCCACACUCCAACAUCAGACCAUAUCGUAGAGUUGAAUUAUGCUUCACCGUAGAUCUAUAGCAACCAACCUCAUUCAUCAAUGCGAAAGCCAUAAACUCCAUCAACCAUGACCACAAAGACUCUCCAAUCGCCCCCUCCAAGGCGCAGCCUCCGCAACCUCAAAAGACAAAACCUCACCGAAAGCAUCACCACCACAACAACCACCACAGCCAUCAAGACAGAAUCCAAGCCCGCAAAACCGCUAACAAAGUCCGAAUCUACAAGCACCACAUCUCUAUCCAACAUCCCCGACAAAAAGGCCUCCAUCCUCCAAGCCCGCAAGCUCAAAUCCUUCGCAGCCUACUCUCAAUCCUCACCCUUCCCAUCCUUCCCCCAUCCAACACCCCAAGAAUGCUCCCGCGCUCACCGCAUCCUCGCAUCCAUCCACGGCGACCGCCGCCGUCCCGACACAAUCAUCGCGCCGAGCAACGUCGCCGGCUGCGGAGAUUCCCCGUCGGUUCUUGACGCGCUGGUCCGCACAAUCCUGUCCCAAAACACCAGUGACAAGAACAGCUCGCGCGCAAAGCUCUCCAUGGACAAGACAUACGGCCGCAGCGACAACUGGGAAGCCAUUGUCCAGGACGGCACCGACAAGCUGCAGCGGACAAUCAAGUCUGGCGGCCUCAGCGUCAUCAAAAGUAGAGUCAUCAUGAACAUCCUCUACCAGACAAAGGACCGGUACGGCAGCUACUCUCUCGAUCACCUCCUCAACGCUUCCAACGAGGAGGCCAUGCGGGAGCUUCUCUCUUUUCAAGGCGUGGGGCCCAAGACAGCGAGCUGCGUCUUGUUGUUCUGUCUACGGCGGGAUAGCUUCGCGGUUGAUACUCAUGUAUAUCGCAUAUCAGGCCUGCUGGGAUGGCGGCCGGGAGAGGCGAGCAGAGAAGAGACCCAGGCGCACUUGGAAGCAAGAGUGCCAGAUGGGGACAAGUAUGCACUACAUGUGUUGAUGGUGACGCAUGGGAGGACGUGUGACGAGUGCAAGGCUGGAGGCAAGACUGGAGGGAAAUGUGCUCUGCGGAAGGCGUUUGUGAAAGGGAAGAGGGCGGUAGAUGAUGAAGAUACGAUGGUAAAGGAGGAAGAUGUGUAAGAUGCCAUACACAUGUGUGUGUGUAUUCGUCGUAGGCGCUAUUCUUCUAUAUGAAAGAUGCCGAAAAACACUUCCCAAUAGCAAAGACACUCAGGUAUACCUCGCCUGGC
This is a messenger RNA of Trichoderma asperellum CBS 433.97, 1551 nucleotides long. RefSeq lists its product as uncharacterized. Gene Ontology annotation, biological process: base-excision repair. Gene Ontology annotation, molecular function: catalytic activity; RNA binding. NCBI's taxonomy places the organism in Eukaryota, Fungi, Ascomycota, Sordariomycetes, Hypocreales, Hypocreaceae. The record is from RefSeq and is a predicted model, not a curated record.